This is a messenger RNA of Elgaria multicarinata webbii, 1949 nucleotides long. RefSeq names its product endonuclease domain containing 1 (gene ENDOD1). Gene Ontology annotation, molecular function: nucleic acid binding; metal ion binding; hydrolase activity. The transcript is spliced from 2 exons. The record is from RefSeq and is a predicted model, not a curated record. The coding region runs from base 286 to 1734 and encodes 482 amino acids. Lineage: Eukaryota; Metazoa; Chordata; Lepidosauria; Squamata; Anguidae.
GCCCGUGGCGCAGCUCAGCGCCGCGCGCUCUUCACGUGCCCGGGGCGCGCUCACACGGCGCUGCUGCGUGAGGGGGGAAGGCUGGGCGAGCGCCGGCUUGCGGCGGUGUCGUAUUUCAGGCGCCUGCGGAAGGCUGCGCCGCUCAAACUCGCGCUGAUCCUCGUCCGGAUCGCAGCCUCCCUCCGCCUCUCUCUCUCUCCCUCGGAGCAGCGCGGCACUUGUGGUAGAACGGCAGCUCGCCCCUUCCUUUCGCCCGGGAGAAAGCCAAGGCAUCGCCCCGCCGAAAUGUGGCUCUCGGUCUUCCGCCUGUGCCUGCUGGCCGCGGUGGCCUGGCCCGGCCCGGCCAGGGGCGAAGUGGUGGUGGCCCCGGCGGGCUUCGCGGACUGCGACGCCUUCUUCUACCAGGGGGCGCCCCCCGAGGGGUUGCUGCCGGCUGCCGCGCCCGUGAGGAUCUGCCAGAAGUUCAAGCAGGAGCCGCGCUUCGCCACCCUGUACAGCACGCAGGACAAGAUCCCGCUUUACGCGGCUUUUCGGUACGCAGGAGAGGAAGAAGCCGCUUCCGCGGAUCCGGACGAGGAGGAGAAGUGGUUGGUGGAACCGCAGAUAGAUGAUCCUGAAAAUGGCUUGGAAGGAAUGAUGCCCGAAGCUGAGGUGACAGGUUCAGUGGACAACCUGGGAGUGAACCAGGCCCUCACUGCAGACUACGUGGACUCUGGCUAUGAGAGGGGGCAACUCAACCCCAGCUCCCUUCACAAGGAUGACCACCAGGUAGCCACCCACACGCUGACCAAUGCUGUGCCGAUGACCCCUCCUCUUCAGGAGGUUUGGCACUGGGAGGUCAAGAACCUGGUAGGCCGAAGUUUGGCUCCUCACUGUGAAAACGGGAAGGACCUCUAUCUCCUCUCAGGAGCCGUUCCUUCUACCCUCCGAGUGAAAGACAGAGUCGCAGUCCCCGAGUUCCUCUGGCUGGCGGCCUGCUGUGACGAUGGCUCUGAGGCCUGGUCUGUGGGAUUUGUUAAACCAGUGGCCCCCGAGAGCCGCCUGGAAGACGUCACUGUGGAAGCACUCGAGAAGAACCUUUCUGCAGGAGCCCAGCUGUUUAAGAACAACUGCGGCCAAGACAGGCACGACCCCAAGAAACUGGAGACAGUGUUGCGCUCGGCGAAACAGACCCGGGUUGAAAAACCGAUAAUACAAGGGAAAAAGUCCACCAAGAGCCACCAGAAAGACACCACAAAGAAGGAGGGUGAUGGCUUUCUGAAGAAACUGUUUAAUUACUUCAUGGUCCCACUCUUCCAAUGGUUGAAGAGUUUUUUCUACCUGAUUUGCCAAGGAGUGAAGUUUAUCUUUUGUCUUCUGUUUCGCAUCGUCAGGUGCAUUAUCAGGAGCGUGUGCACUUUCAUCAAAGCGAUUUUCACUGCGCUGCUGAAUGUCUUUAUUGACGUGUUCCGGGUGGCUGUCAACAUCCUGAAUGGCAUUGCGAACAACAUCUACAAUGUUCUAAUGGCUAUGUACAGGGUUAUUAGUAUCCCUGUCUGCUUGAUCCUGGAUAUCGUGUCCUUCCCGUUUUAUGUGCUGGGUGCAAUCCCAUCUGUCCUUAAAGAUAUCGCUACAGGCGUCGGUGGGUUGUUCCUCCACAUCAUUAACGCCACGACUAGCAUUGUAAAGGGCCUAAAUUAUGUUGUUUCUCAGAUAGCCAAAAGAUUUCUUCCUAAGAUUGUGUCUGGCGCUUAAAAGCAGCGUGAAACCUAACGGCAAAGAACUCCCCCCUUCCUCACCCACCCCAAACGAAGCAAUACUUUCCGAUACGUUGCUAAUCUCCAGCUGUUCCUAUAAGUAUUUAUUGUGGUGACAUUAUCAGUGAUGAACCAAUGUUCUGGUAACAUGGGUGAGCUACGUGGCGUCCAAGGGGAAUUUUAUGGCAAAUUAAAAGUUCACUUAUUGUAAAA